AUGGUCCUCGAGGAGAAAACGUUCAUUAACGGAGAACCAGACGAUGAGGAGGAGGAGGAAGAAGAAGAGGAUGAAGAUUUAGUGGAUCCCCUGGAAACGAUGCGAGAGAAGUGUGCGGAGUUGGAGCACUGCGUACAUACUCAUGCUCGUCUGGAACAGUGCGAGAGCAGAGUAAGCGCUCGUUCCUCCACGACUGAAGACUGCACUGAGGAGCUUUUUGACUUCCUCCAUGCUCGGGACCACUGUGUGGCCCACAAACUCUUCCAUUCUGUUAAAUGA
Messenger RNA from Nerophis lumbriciformis (worm pipefish), 279 nucleotides. Lineage: Eukaryota; Metazoa; Chordata; Actinopteri; Syngnathiformes; Syngnathidae. The record is from RefSeq and is a predicted model, not a curated record.